Messenger RNA from Aphanomyces astaci, 1410 nucleotides. RefSeq names its product alkylated DNA repair protein AlkB. The record is from RefSeq and is a predicted model, not a curated record. The transcript has 2 exons. Gene Ontology annotation, molecular function: oxidative RNA demethylase activity; broad specificity oxidative DNA demethylase activity; ferrous iron binding. Gene Ontology annotation, biological process: oxidative RNA demethylation. Lineage: Eukaryota; Oomycota; Saprolegniomycetes; Saprolegniales; Verrucalvaceae. The coding region runs from base 16 to 1047 and encodes 343 amino acids. Gene Ontology annotation, cellular component: cytoplasm; nucleus.
GUCAUGUUGUGAUUGAUGCUGGCACAAACAGCACCAUCAGAUCAAGUUCCGCGAGUGGACCACUUCCGUCCUAUCGAGAAGUAUUACAGGCGCCGCGGCGAUGGGCACAAGAAUUCAAAGCAGCGCCGUCGCGAGCGACAUCAGAACACGGAUGGCGGCGUUGAUUACUCUGACGUGAUUGACGUGCAUUGCCUGGAGAGAAAUACCGAAGCACAGCGUAUCCGCAUUCGCCGCGUUCCACUUUCUCCGCAUGCUACUUCCAUUCCUGGUGCCAUUCUAUCUCCGAAGCACGCAGAAAUGUUCGAAAUCGACGGCCUUCCUGGCCUUUGUAUCCUCAUCAACGCCAUGCCGCGAUCGACGCAAGUGGAAUGGGCCUUUCGCGCGGUGCGGGAGUACUCUCAAAACCCAUUCACAAACGUGUCGAAUUUGACGAAAGAGCGAGACGCAACCAAGAAUAUGUGGAAGCAUGCAUGGAAAGAACCCUGCGAAGCGUCAUGGAAAGCCUUCCACGCGUUGAGGUGGGCGAAUGUCGGGCGUCAUUACGACUGGACCGAGCGGGAGUACUUAGACACGCCAGACAUGCCGCCUUUGCCGCUGGAACUCGAGCAGCUCGUUCACGAAGUGUUUGAGAUGACAGGGAUGCUGGCCACGUGCAAAGCGGCCGAGUCGGGGAUAGUCAACUUUUAUCCUGCUGGCACCAUGAUGGGCGGGCACUUGGACAAUGCCGAAGACGACAUGGUGAACCCGAUUGUGUCGUUGAGUCUGGGCACCCAAUGCAUUUACUUGCAAGGGGGCUUGACGAGAGAAACCCCUCCAACCCCACUCUGGUUGUACAGCGGUGACAUUGUGAUCAUGGCGGGAGAGGCGCGGCGGUCCUUUCACGGUGUCCCCCUCGUGACGUCGAUCCUUCCCGAUGAAUUUUCAAACGCCAUGGAUGAACUUGCCGCGUCGAAUACGAUGAUGGACCCUCGUGAGUUUCGAGCAUUUCGGGAAUACAUCGCCAGUGCCCGCGUCAACGUCAACCUUCGACGAGUGCGAAGCGACUGAAUAGCACGAGGGUGAAGUCAUGUAGUACAACAUCCUUCCUAUUCAUAACGUUAAGGUCGAAUCGACAUUUGUGUUGGAUGAUCGCGCCUUGUGAGUAUGCCAGAUGUAUACUGCUGCUACUCCGGAGUAACAUGACGCUUUGAGAUUGUCCUUGCAACAAAGGAGUGUACAGAAGGGCACUGCGAGACGAGGUAGCGCCGUUUCGGAGGUUCCUAGGUGAGAAGGAGAUUGGGUGUACGCCGGUGUAUUACCAUGGGAAGCUACCGCGCGCCGCCCGCUCUCCACCCUACCGAGCCGAUCGCUUCAAGCGGCCGACUUUCGCACUUCUGCGCUGAAUUGUUGACAAGACAGAUGAUCUUCAAC